AUGACUCUGACCAUCCUUGUUUCUUUCUCUCUUCUUGCGCUGGUCGUUACUGCUCGCCCAAUCCUGCCUGGUGAUGCUCCUGACAGAUUGACUAAUUCAUCGGAUGAGAUCCAUAAUGCUGUGCAGGCCAUAUUCCAGACACGAGCAAGUCGUCGAGAGGAUUGUCUGAACUGUCAUAACCAAGAUGUCCGCGUACAUUUGACUUCCCCGCAGGUGCAGCAGAUGUAUCUUAGCGAGCUGGAUGGACUGGAUGCCGUCAAGGCUGUUAUAUCUCUUGACCCAAGUGAUCUCAGCUCAGACGAGAAGGAACUUUUCAGCCUCAUUCAUGGCCAGAAUACGGAGAGUCUGGACGACAUUGACGGCAGUGAGCGUCCUGUGCAGAACGAGAUGCAGCCUACACAUGUUGAAACCGAGACUGGUUCUGAGAAGGCAGAGACGACAUCGAUUGAUGAUGGUCUCCUUGCGUCACCUCUGGAAUUCUUCACGUCGCCCCUCUUCUUCCUCACCUUGUCUUGCAUUGUCGCACUUCUUUCUUUGAUGUGCGUCACGGCUGGCCUUUACGCCGCUUACUGCACUCGACUUUCAUUCAUCGGUUCCCAUGUAAUAGGUGCACUAUGGUCUAUAAUGGGAACGCAUCCGACACACGAUAGACUAGUUAAAUCUGCUGGCACGGACGAGGAAGGAUUUCCUGAAAAACCUAGUCAUGCCAGUUUGGAGUCUAAGUCGGACGAAGAAGAGAAGGUCGAGAUGCUGGGCCCACUUGAGGACGAGCUGUCAGAGCUUGAUGGAGACCCUUUACUGUUCGACGGCGAGACAGGAUCAGAGGAAAUUUUCCAGGAUUGCCAGGAGAACUUGCUUCUCUUCCCUUUCACCGGAAAGCCAGAGGAUCUCAACACGCAUGAGUCCCGCAUUGUAUCCGAGGACUGUGUUGAUCCCGAGCUCUUACCACUGCCCAUAUCCCCGACGCCGUUCUUGACACCAGAGGCUCCGCCUUCACGCAGUCUCGCGUCGUCCCCCGACCCUCGAAAUGUACAAAUGCGCGAAAUAACGGAAUCUCCUGUCUCGAAACCCGCAUGGUCCUUGCGGGCCGCAGACUCGCCCUCGUUCGCCAUUCCUAGUCCAUCCACAGUCGAUUCGUCCCCCAUCUCAUCGCCCAAAGUUCCUGGUGCCCUCUUCCCGGACAUGACGAGGGUGUCUAACGAGGAUCAAUCCGAUGUAGUCUAUCAAGACCGCAGACGGGCAUAUCGUGCUCCUGUACCAGAACUGGAUAUCGCGUUGGCUCUUCAGUUGCGUCCUGGGUUGGGGCUGGGGGCGGACCCCGCGUGGCUUGUUCGCUUCCUGAUGGCAAUGUUCGGAUGGAUGACCGUUUUUCUUGGUGGUAGUGGCACCGCGCAAGCGCGAGCUGCUUAUUAUGUGUAG
This is a messenger RNA of Fibroporia radiculosa, 1419 nucleotides long. RefSeq lists its product as uncharacterized. Lineage: Eukaryota; Fungi; Basidiomycota; Agaricomycetes; Polyporales; Fibroporiaceae. The record is from RefSeq and is a predicted model, not a curated record. The coding region runs from base 1 to 1419 and encodes 472 amino acids. The transcript has 3 exons.